GAGUGCACACGGAGCCCGAAGACAACGCGUACUGCUGUUUGUAAAUAACUCCGGGAACAGAACAGAAAAAGCACUUUUUGGACAUCAGCUGUCAAGGGAAAACACCUGUCGACUUGGUACAGUAAAAAGUUGUUCAAACUAUUUUGGACGUUUCUUUUCUCUUCUUUGACAUCUUUUUGCCUCAUGUAAUAUUACGGAGAGAACAAGAUUAACGGACAUUAAACUGUACAGUCAACUGUCAAAAAAAAAACGUCCGACGUAAUUUCUGUUCACAUGUCAACAAAAAUGGAGCAACCGUUUUAUCAUGACGACUCGUUUCUUUCUGCUUAUGGUCAUCCAGACGCUGCCCUGCACGACUACAAGCUCCUAAAGCAGAACAUGAGCGUGGGCUUCGCCGAACCUUACCGGAACCUCAAGUCCCUCCGCUCCGAAAGCGACUUCUACACCGCGGCGACCGGAGACGUAGGCUCGCUGAAACUCGCCUCUCCGGAGCUGGAGAGACUCAUCAUCCAGAACGGUAACGGUGUCAUCACAUCACCCACCCCGGGGCAGUAUCUGUACACCCGGAGCAUCACAGAGGAGCAGGAGGGCUUCGCUGACGGCUUCGUGAAAGCGCUGGACGAGCUCCACAAAAUGAACCAAAUGCCCCCGCCGAACGUGUCCAUCGGAGCCGGAGGACUGUCGUCCUGCUCGGCGGCUUCCGUCUUCGGCGCCUCCUUGCAACCGGACACCCCCGUGUACACCACUCUAAACAGCUGCAAUCCCAACACUAACCUCACACCUGCAGCCAACUACCCGACAGCCACCAUCAGCUACUUGCCUCAGUACCACCACCACCACCAUCACCACCAUCAAAACGCGACGCAUCCUCAUCAUUUCCAACACGCGCUCCAUCAACAGCGCCUUAAAGAGGAGCCACAGACCGUUCCUGACCUGCAGAGCAGCGACGGCUCUCCUCCCAUGUCCCCCAUCGACAUGGAGGACCAGGAGCGCAUCAAAGCGGAGCGCAAGAGGCUUAGGAACCGGCUUGCGGCCACCAAGUGCCGGCGACGGAAGCUGGAGCGCAUCUCCAGGCUGGAGGACAAAGUGAAAAUCCUAAAGACUGAUAACGCCGGACUGUCCAGCACCGCGUCCCUGUUGAGGGAGCAAGUGGCCCAGCUCAAGCAGAAGGUCAUGACUCAUGUGAGCAGCGGCUGCCAGCUGAUGUUAACGCCGAAGAUCAAGUCGUUUUAAAACGAACUGCUGCAAUUACACAGACUCUGACAAAUGGGAAACACUGGAAGAGCAGAUCAUGUUUGUGAUGUUUUGAUGCAAAUGCUAGGGACCCUUUUCACACACAGGCUGAAACCAGGCUACUAGGUUAUAGCGGUGAAUGAGAGACUACAUUA
Molecule: messenger RNA, 1388 nt
Organism: Rhinichthys klamathensis goyatoka
Lineage: Eukaryota; Metazoa; Chordata; Actinopteri; Cypriniformes; Leuciscidae
Gene: junba
Product: JunB proto-oncogene, AP-1 transcription factor subunit a
Exons: 1
Coding region: 274-1233 (319 amino acids)
Biological process (GO): regulation of cell cycle; regulation of cell population proliferation; regulation of transcription by RNA polymerase II
Cellular component (GO): transcription regulator complex
Molecular function (GO): RNA polymerase II cis-regulatory region sequence-specific DNA binding; DNA-binding transcription factor activity, RNA polymerase II-specific; transcription factor binding
Source: RefSeq, a predicted model, not a curated record